ACUCGUCGCCGCGGCGGCGUCCGGGGCUGGCGUUCCCCUGGAGGCUGGUGUUGAACUAAUACAGUAUAGUUUCUUGUUCUCCAGAAGCUUACAGUCAGCAAGGAACAGAAAGCCAAAUAAAGUAGGAAAGGGUAAGAUGUUCAACGCUGGGCGCAGUGGCUCAUGCCCAUAAUCUCAGCACCGUAGGAGGCUGAGGAAGGAGGAUCACUUGAGCCUAGAAUUUUGAGACCAGCCUGGGCAACAUAGGACAGAGGGUCUCACGGAUGGCCCCGCUGCCAGGAGCAGAACUGGUUCAGAGGCCACUGCAGCUCUACCGAUAUUUGCUGCGCUGUUGCCAGCAGCUGCCGACCAAGGGCAUCCAGCAGCAUUACAAGCAUGCUGUCAGGCAGAGUUUUCGGGUUCAUUCAGAUGAAGACAACCCUGAGAGAAUCCAGCAGAUUAUUAAAAGAGCCAUUGAAGAUGCUGACUGGAUCAUGAACAAAUAUAAAAAACAAAACUGAGAGCUCCGAGGGUGAGCCUUCCUGGCCUCUGGAAGUUGAGAGGCCCCUCUUCUGGAGCUCAGCAGCAGCAGCUGGUUUGGAAGAUCCAUUGGCCUUGUUGGCUGAAAGCCCGAAAUCAGGGGAGAAGCUGACCUUGCUCCGGAGGCUCCUCUUGCCGCGGCCAUGUUGCCAGCAUCCUUUAUGUUUGCACUUCCAGCCACUUACGAUGUGAAAUUUGGGGAGAAUGUAGUAUUUUUUUGCUUCUUUUGUGUGUUUUUUAUUUUUGUGUUUUUGUUCUUUUACUUUUCUCUGAAAGUGAUUCAUUUAUUCUGGAGAUCUCUUUAUCAUUCUCUGAGUCCCAGAGCAGAUGUCCCCUCGGGUAGCAACCUGUACAGAAGAAAGCACGUGGGUUUUAGAACCAGACAGAUCUGGAUUUGAAUCCCAGAUGCAAUAAGAUGAAGGUGAAGUGCCUCACACAGGAUGUGGCACAUGACAGUGCCUGAAGGGCUCCCUUCAAGGAAGCCGUCCUGCCCCGCCCCCUCCUCUGCUCCUGCAGCGCCCUGCACAGCUCUGCUCCCCGCACGCACCGCGUCGGGUCUCAGUUAUUUGUUUGCGAGCUUGCCCUGUCCCUGCUUGUAGCCCCUGAGCCCUCACAGUUGUCACACACCCAGCAGUCUGCCAAGGAGCUGCUUUUCCUGACUACUGUCUCUCCAUGCCUAGGGAAGUCAAAGCCCUGGGCCUUGCCUUCAGGGAGUUGACAGUGUCCUUGAAGUGGUGAAGUGCCCACCACAUGAACCAAGGAGAGACGCCAAAGCAGCUGCCAUGGACUCUGGCCUGUCCAAGCCUCUGCGCACCUGCAAUCUCUUUCCACUGGCACUUCCCUGCUUUGCUACCAUCGUGGAAGAAUGGAAGGGAGGGGGAGAAGGUGGGUGGGCUCAGGGAGAACGGCCAGAGUGGCCAGAAGAUGCAGAGAGAAGCCCCACUGGGAUCUGAGUAUUCCCCAAGGGCACUCAGCCACAGGGAUGAACUAGUGUUUGUUUGUAUCCUUGCAGUUAUGUGACUUAAAGUGACUCAGAGAUAUCUAUGUGUGCGAGUGUACUCCGCUGGCAAUGAAGUAAAUAUAUCAAUUUGUGGAA
Pan troglodytes (chimpanzee) is the source of this 1615-nucleotide messenger RNA. It is a transcript of the gene LYRM9, whose product is annotated as LYR motif containing 9. Lineage: Eukaryota; Metazoa; Chordata; Mammalia; Primates; Hominidae. The record is from RefSeq and is a predicted model, not a curated record. Bases 264 to 500 code for a protein of 78 amino acids. The transcript is spliced from 5 exons.